Molecule: messenger RNA, 1812 nt
Organism: Andrographis paniculata
Lineage: Eukaryota; Viridiplantae; Streptophyta; Magnoliopsida; Lamiales; Acanthaceae
Exons: 1
Coding region: 1-1812 (603 amino acids)
Source: RefSeq, a predicted model, not a curated record
AUGUUCGACCAUCCCCUCUCGACUAUCAACACCCGAGUAUGCAAAUACUCGCCUCAUUACAAUCGAGUUUUCGAUAAUCUUGUUCUAAUGAUUGUGUCUACGAUGCGCGACAAAACUACGUCGAACAUCAAAUGGAUUAUUCUCGUUCGAUGGUUCAUCAAGUUCGUUAUGCUCGGAGCGCUCUUCGGGAUCUUCAUUUCUUGGAUGAUCGAUCGACUAAACUUCCUAACUCUUCGAAAGAAUCCCGUUGAUAUCAACCUCAAUGCCUCCCGAGAUUUAAAUCGAUCUUCGAAAGACUUCUACUUUCCAAGUAGUUCUUUCGAAUCGUAUUUGGAAUUUCCUCGAGAAACGGCGAUGAAGAAAGAUUUAAAUUCAUCGACGGCGUGGAUUUCCUCCGAGCUUGAGGCGAAUUAUUCAUCCGCUAUUGUUGAUAAGUGGUUAGCUUCGCGCAACAAAAGUUGUAAGUUUUUUAAAACGGUCGAUAUCGAAGUUCCCGGUCUUGACGGUAUUAAAAAAAUUGAGCUAUCGAGCGGCGACAUCCAUGGCUUCGUUUUCCGAGCAAUCGACGAGUCGGGCGAACCCAUUUGUUCUGGAGGCGAUUAUUUCGAAACUGAUCUUUCGGGUGAAAUAUGGAAGGCUCGACCUCCGAUUAACGACACCGGCAACGGAACAUACACGUUUUCGCUUCAAGUUCAUCCCGAUUUUCCCGGCGAAUAUAACUUGACGAUAAUCUUAUUGUUCGGGAAUUGGGAAGGGUUCAAGCCGUCGCCUGAGAAAUUAUCCAUGGACAAAGUUCUUCGGGUUUUUCGAAUCAAAUUCCAUGAGUCCGCAUCCGAGCCACCGUCUUUAAGACAAUGUUGUAAGUUCGACUACCGGAAGGACAUUUGGUCCGGUCGAUGGACUCGUCUUGCAAGAAACGAUACGUGCUCGAUUAGUGACGACGGUAGAUAUCGAUGCCACGAGCCAAGCUUUCCUUGCCGGAAUCCAUGGUGUGACGGUCGAUUAGGCGCGUUGGAAAGCAACGGGUGGGUCUAUUCGGCGCAUUGUUCGUUCAAGAUUUUCUCCGGCGACGAGGCGUGGAGGUGUUUAAAAAACCGGUGGAUUUUUUGGUGGGGAGAUUCGAACCAUUGCGACACGAUCCGGAACAUCCUCCACUUCAUUCUCGGCAUAUCGGAUAUGAACGUUGUGCCUCGAAUGUUCGAUCGAACCGUCGCGAAUCCAAAGAACCCCUUCGAGACGGUGCGAUUCACGAGCGUUUUCAACGGGCAUCCUAACUUGACGGGGAAUUAUCAUGGGUUGAAUUCGUUGACGGACGUGAAGUAUCGACGGUUGCUCAAGGGGUUCUUUUCGGGCCUCAUUGUCCCCGACAUGGUCAUUAUGAACUCGGGCUUGCACGACGGGUACUAUUGGCCUAACAUUACGAGUUACGUCAAAGGAUCUGACUACGCUGCUGCAUUUUGGGCCGAAGUAUUGAAAAGUGUCGAGGGGCGAGGGGUGGCCCGGCCCGAAGUUGUGUAUAGGACGACUGUGGCUACAGCGGGCCCAGCCCGAAGACUCGGAUACAAUCCUCAGAAAAUGGAGGCUUUUAGUGGGAUACUGAUGGACAAACUGAAGCGACAUGGGAUUGUAGAUAGAAUUGUGGACGGGUUCGACAUGACGUUCCCGUGGCACUACGACAACCGGUGCAACGAUGGCAUUCACUACGGUCGCGCGCCGUGGAAGAUGAGAUGGAAGGAUGGCAAAAUUGGGCAUCAAUAUUUCGUCGAUCUUAUGUUGUGUCAUGUGUUGCUUAACGUAAUGUGCCUCAAAUGA